AUGAAACGCCGAGUUCUGUUCCUUUCUGGUAUCAUUGCGCUGUACGUCGUGGUCAACGCGUUGGUGCAGUACGUGUUCGAUGCGGCCGCGAUUGAGACCGCCCUGGAACAGAUCCGCUCGGUCACGAACGUCAAGGGUGGGCCGAUCCUUGCCAAACUCCUUCUGCGCUGCUUGGGCGGCAGAUAG
Messenger RNA from Symbiodinium sp. CCMP2592, 186 nucleotides. The record is from the annotation of a GenBank genome assembly. NCBI's taxonomy places the organism in Eukaryota, Dinophyceae, Suessiales, Symbiodiniaceae.